GCCUCUGCUUCCUGAAGUCCAUGCCCGCACAAGACAAAUGGCCGAAUACCUCGAUGCGCUGGGAUAUGAAUUUUCGCUUCCUGUUGACACAAACAUAAUCUUUAUAGAUCUAAAGAAGAUGGGUAUUGCACCAUCCAUGUUUGAGAGUCACUGCAAGCAGCGUGGAUUGAAUGUGUUUGCCACAGGACGAAUAGUUUUUCACCACCAAAUUUCCACGGAUGGGAUUUCAAGGUUAAGGGAGGCCAUGCUUGACUUGAUCACCAGCGUGAAGAGACCCGGUUAUAAAAGCCUUGGCAGAUCCUGGGGUCCUUCAUAUGUUUAAACUGGACUGUGCUACGAAUGCGCCCAUUUUGUGCGGUCAUUCAGUCUACUGAUCCAACACCGAUUCUGAUCCC
Molecule: messenger RNA, 395 nt
Organism: Aspergillus melleus
Lineage: Eukaryota; Fungi; Ascomycota; Eurotiomycetes; Eurotiales; Aspergillaceae
Exons: 1
Coding region: 38-322 (94 amino acids)
Source: RefSeq, a predicted model, not a curated record